UUCGUGUGUGUGCAUAUGUGUUCAUUGUGUGUAUACAGUUUGUGUAUCAAGACCAGCCCUUUUCAGCUUUAUCUUUCUGUCCUCUAUUUGUUCUGUUUGUUCCUUCCAACCUCCAAUCAUCCAGACUCUGACCCAGGCUCCCUGCUGCAUCUAUCCCAGAUCCAGUGCACCAUGGGCAGCCUCAGGCUCGGCCACUGGUCCCUUAUCCUGGUCUACAUGCUUCUGUUGCACAUUCAGCUCGUUCAGGUGCAGAGAGUCGAUCCGGUGUCCCAGAAACUACGACGACUCAGUGAACAGUUCCAGCAGUUCCAGGCGCUGACCCAGGCCCGAUUGGACAUGUUGGCCCAGAACCAGAACAGAAACUUCUCCGGGGGGCUGGAGAGCCGAGUUCAGGCCCUGAAUGACCACUGGCACGACAUGUCGCAGGACCUCGAACAACUCAAGCAGAGCACGACGCAGGAGAUCGAGGGUCUCAGGGAGUGGAGUAGAAAGCUUGAAAAGAAGAGUAAACGAAUGGAGGGUCGUCUGGCUCUGAUGGAGAGGAACCUGAGAGAGAACCGGCGCCAAGCCCAGAAACAGAAGCCUGAUCCCGGUCAGGAUUUUGCUAACCUCACCCUGGAGCUCCAGAGCCAAGAGGAGCGGCUGGCUGCCCUUCAGAUCCAGCGUGAUGAGCUGCUCAUUGGGCUGAAGGGGCUACAGGAAUCCCUGAAGAACCAGGCACUGCGUGUGACCCGGCUGGAGGGCCGGCUCGGUGAGAUCCUGCAGCAGAACGGAGGAGGCAAAAGCAGAGGGUUGUGGAGGGCGGGAGAGCCCUUCAACUCCAACGUCACACCUCAGGAGUACUAUGAACCCAGCAGAAGAAGCCAGACACAGAGAGGAGGGAGGCCUGGGAGGAUACUGGACCCCCAACACAGAUCAGAGGAUAUCAGCUAUUCCAGGACUGAAAAUCCUCUACAGCCGUAUCAGUACCAGGCAACACCAAACCAGCCCAAACAUUCAAAGACCCAGAGGAUGAGACCUCAGCCAGAAUCUGCUGUCCAGUAUUCAAAUCAUAAUCCCCCGUCCACAGAUUACCUGCCCCAGCCUGAACCUUACCCUCCCCAGUCACAGAUCCAGGUCCGAGCCCAGACAAGGCCUUAUCCGAUCCAGCAGGAGCAGCUCCAGUCUCGCCAAAACACACCUUAUCGUCAUGUCCAGGUCCAGCAACGAUCCCAGCCUCAGUUAUAUCACCAGAGUCAACCCCAGUUACACAAUCCCAGUCACCACACUUGGCCGCAGCCCCUUCCUCACACUCCAGCCCAUCCUGAACCCAACAAAGACGGACAGAGCAGGACCAGUCCGGGGUCUCCACAGCCCCAGUCUGAGUCUCAUCAGCCCAGUGUGAACAGGUGGGAUGGAGGUGAGGAGGAAGAGAGUGACACAGAGGUAGAGUCUUCAGUGAUCCACAGCUUCCUCCAGCAUCCUCUGAGGCACAAGAUCCCUGCACGACCAGUUCCCAAAAAGGAUGCAACCAUCUGUAACGUGGACUCCAUGCUUUUCUUCCCUUCGGCCUCAGCGGAGAACUUUGUCACCUUCUUCCAGACUCUCCCCGACCUUCCUGAACUUUCUGUGUGUUUGUGGCUCCGUGUCGAGGCCUCACAUGUCGGCACGCUGCUUUCGUACGCCACAGACGACAACGACAACCAGUUAGUUCUGUAUGGACGCAACUCCUCUGCCUCCUCCUCUGCUUCUUCAUCAUCUUCCCACCCCUUCUACACCUCCUCCUCCCUGGACUUCAUCAUCGGAGACCCUGUCUACCGCCGUCUCCCUGCGUCGUCACUCCUGGACGCUCGCUGGCACCAUCUCUGCGUCCUCUGGUCCUCCAUCCAGGGUCGUUUCUGGCACUACAGUGACCGGCGCCUCGCCUCCUCAGGCUCCAACUUCAGGAAGGGCUGGGAGAUUCCCGGAGGUGGAUCAGUGGUGCUGGGGCAGGAGCAGGACACUGUCGGUGGAGGGUUUGACCCUGCAGAGGGGUUUGCUGGGCGGAUGGCGGGGUUCAGGGUGUGGAGCCGGGUGCUGAGUCCUAAAGAGGUGGAAGGGGUGGCAGAGGGAAGAGGUGUGCCCAGAGGAGUGGUGCUAGGUAUGGAGGACAUAAAGGAGGUACACGGGGAGGUGCAGCAGGUGGCGUGUGAAUGUUUAGAGCACUGUGUGUGAUCACGUUACAGAGGAGGAUCAUUUCUGCAGGGAAUGCUAAUUGUCUCUUUUCUUGCGUGCCUCUUAAAAGGCCAAAUAAACACAUUCUUCUCUCAGAUUUUUUUUUUUCAUAUUAGCUGGAUAAACACACAGCAUUAUAUUUUUUUCUGGAAUUAUAGGCUAUGCAAUAAUAAACUGAAUUUGAUACAUCAGUCAGUUAAUACACUACAAAGGAUCCUAGAAUAAUACAAAUGUGCUUGUAUAUGUGAUGUUUAUAUUCAUUACUUUCAUGUCAGCAAUAAUUCUGAAGGGUGAGUAUCACACUGUUUACAAUAGUCGUCUUCUUUGGGGUUUUAUAUCCUUUAAGUUGCAUCACUGCGUCUGUUUUCAAAAGUGGAUAGUUAAUUUGGAAUUAAACUCUUCAAUUAGUGGACUCGGUGUUUUAAUCUGUAUUUGUCACUCAUCUCUGUAUUUCAUCAAAGACUUUGUUUUUAUUUAAUCUUAGAUUUAAAGUUCGCUCAUUUCAGAAACA
Messenger RNA from Plectropomus leopardus (leopard coralgrouper), 2704 nucleotides. RefSeq names its product pentraxin 4, long (gene ptx4). Lineage: Eukaryota; Metazoa; Chordata; Actinopteri; Perciformes; Serranidae. The record is from RefSeq and is a predicted model, not a curated record.